AUGUUGACUGGUCAACACCAUAUUCCAGGAAUUGAAUCACCUCUGAUGGUUGUACUAUGGCGAGUGGCCGCUGGCGUAUUUCUGCCACUCGUGCCAACGAUGGCAGUCUUCGGUAAUGUGCUGGUCAUUUUGUCAGUAUAUCGGGAAAGAAACCUACAAACAGUCACAAAUAUGCUCAUCGUCAGUUUAGCAGUUUCUGAUUUGUUUGUUGCAAUUGGUGUAAUGUCAUUUGGUGUAUAUUAUGAGUGGAACGGUUUCAAAUGGGGUCUCGGCUCCUUCUUCUGCCACGUGUAUCAAGCGCUAGACGUAGCGUGCUCAACAGCUUCUAUACUCAACUUACUUGCUAUUUCGCUAGACAGAUAUAUCGCAAUAGGCCAUCCAAUAUCAUAUGCCCAAUACGGUGCUCGUGGCGGUCGUGCCAUGAUUUCCAUCACAAUAGUCUGGGGAGUCAGUUGUGCUGUAGCUUUGCCGCUGCUACUCGGAGUGAAUCCGAUGGAGAACGAUCAAUGCGAAUUGGCAAAUCCAUGGUUCAACAUGAUCUCAUCAAUCUUCUCAUUCUUCAUUCCAUGUAUAGCCAUGAUUAUUUUGUACACUAUCAUUUUCCGACGGUUACGACAACGCGAACGAGCAAGGAGUUUACGACAAGCACAGAGAAGUGAAACUGAUAAGAUCAGUUCUGCUCUGCUUGGCGGUGCACAAAUUGCCCGGCAAAUGGGUAAACACUUCAAGAACAGAACAGACCAAAUUCUAUUGGAGAUCAGCUUUCAGACGUCAUCGUUCCCGACGAUUUCCGAGUCGUCUGACGAUGGAUCAACAAUCUCUCCAAUGAUCAAUUCGUUCAAUAAUUUUCUUCCAAAGAAGUCUCAAUAUCCAAGCACAUUGAUUCCGGCAAUUCCAGAAUGUGGAUCAAUGCCAAAUCUUACUAUCAUUGAACGACCAGCCCCACCAGAGAAAGAAAAAGAUAUAGAACUCUCGAUCAUGGAUCUGCAUGACACAGUGGAAAUGUUGGAUGACAAGUACACAUCUGCCAUGAUCACAAGAUCCUUCGGUGAAGAGCUAGAAGAGAUCCUCCCAUUCAUCGAUGGAUCUACAAGUGUGAAAAAUUCCAGGGAACAAUUGCACGCCACUAGAUCGAAUACCAGCACCACAAGGCUACUUGAUGUAAAACCAGAGUUAAGGAGUAUCAGCGUGCCAAGUAUCCAGGAUGAGAAGAAAAUGAACUCUCGACCGCCGGAAAAUCCAUUCGCUCACCAAAACGGAACAAACAAACAAAGACUGCUGCCAAAUCCGGGGAUUCUAAUGAAAAGCAAAUCUACUACACUUUUGAAAACAAACGGGUACCUGGACACAGAUUCCUUGAACAAUAAUAGGAACUCACACAAAAAGAGUACAGCCGAUUUAUUGCCUAAUGAUGAUUAUUCUUUCACCGAUUCGAUGCGGGUUUACAAAAAUCGGUUAUUUAAAAGUUUAAGUCGUGCUACUAGCGGAUGGAACAAACCUAGGCCAUCGAGACAUAUGGUCAAAAAAGCUACAAAGCAGAUGAGAAGAGAACACAAAGCUACAGUAACUCUCGCAGUUGUGUUGGCGGUUUUCCUCUUCUGCUGGCUCCCAUUCUUCAUCCUUCAUCUUAGCAAUUCGAUAUGUUUAGUGAUUGAUUCUAAUAGUGAUUGCAUCGGGUUUUUACCAUUAUAUCUUGCAACUUGGCUGGGAUACCUCAAUUCAUCCCUAAACCCACUGAUCUAUACAGUAUUUGACCAAAGGUUCCGAAACGCGUUCCGGAACAUUCUCUCAUGCGGAUUUUUCAAAAAGCGAUGA
Messenger RNA from Caenorhabditis briggsae, 1815 nucleotides. RefSeq names its product Protein CBR-DOP-3 (gene Cbr-dop-3). Gene Ontology annotation, cellular component: membrane. Gene Ontology annotation, molecular function: dopamine neurotransmitter receptor activity, coupled via Gi/Go; G protein-coupled receptor activity. The transcript is spliced from 12 exons. Gene Ontology annotation, biological process: adenylate cyclase-activating adrenergic receptor signaling pathway. NCBI's taxonomy places the organism in Eukaryota, Metazoa, Nematoda, Chromadorea, Rhabditida, Rhabditidae. The record is from RefSeq and is a predicted model, not a curated record. The coding region runs from base 1 to 1815 and encodes 604 amino acids.